Molecule: messenger RNA, 1834 nt
Organism: Cornus florida
Lineage: Eukaryota; Viridiplantae; Streptophyta; Magnoliopsida; Cornales; Cornaceae
Product: BTB/POZ and MATH domain-containing protein 2-like
Exons: 4
Coding region: 393-1619 (408 amino acids)
Biological process (GO): protein ubiquitination
Molecular function (GO): protein binding
Source: RefSeq, a predicted model, not a curated record
UAUUUAAAGGCCGAAAACUCCUUCACCCAACGUUCACUUCCUCCUCCCCUCUCUCUAGAGAGAUCGUGUUAUAUUUAUUCUUCUGCUCUCUACAAAGAAACCCUAGAAAGGCAUCCUCGAGAAUCGCAGAUUUCUCGUUAACAAAAAACCUAGAUUUACUCCCAACGCAACCAUUUACGUAGUUUCCAGAGUAACCGUCGCUGAGAGACCCAGUUCGAAGUCCAAGCCAGUCCAAUUUCUUUCAUUCUCGCUUACAAACCCUAGAUCUGAUCGCUCUUCGCAUUGUUCGUCUACGAAUUUCAUUUAAUUGGAUUAAUCCAAAUUCGAGUUCUAAGUUCUCAUUUGGUUUGGACACUUUAGAAAUUGUAGAGCCAAGCAUUCGUUUAUUGUAUAUGGGCAUGGGAAGGUUUAACAGGGAAACCUUGAAGCCCUCGACAUCUUCUUCUCUUUCAUCACCUCCGGUCACGACAUCGUCAUCCAUCAGCGAAACUGUGAAUGGUUCGCAUCAAUUUAAGAUCGAUGGUUACUCCCUUUCGAAGGGGAUGGGGAUCGGUAAGUACAUGGCAUCUGAUACAUUUAUGGUCGGUGGCUACGCGUGGGCGAUCUACUUCUACCCGGAUGGAAAGAGCGUCGAGGAUAAUUCUACGUACGUUUCCCUGUUCAUUGCCCUAGCCAGCGAGGGAACGGAUGUGAGGGCCCUCUUUGAACUUACCCUUUUGGAUCAAAGCGGAAACGAAAAGCAUAAGGUGCAUAGCCAUUUUGGGAGGGCGUUGGAGAGCGGGCCAUACACUCUUAAAUAUCGUGGAAGCAUGUGGGGUUAUAAGCGGUUUUUCAAACGAACUGCUUUAGAGACAUCAGACUACCUGAAAGAUGAUUGCCUUUCAGUUCACUGCAGUGUUGGUGUUGUUAGGUCACGCACAGAGGGUCCUAAGAUUUACUCCAUACCUGUGCCACCGUCUGACAUAGGUCAACAUUUUGGGAAGCUAUUAGAAAGUGGGAAAGGUACUGAUGUAAAUUUUGAAGUGAAUGGAGAAAUAUUUGCUGCUCACAAGUUGGUACUUGCAGCUCGCUCACCUGUGUUCAGGGCUCAACUUUAUGGUCCUAUGAAGGAUCAGAAUACCCAGUGUAUAAAAGUCGAAGACAUGGAGGCUCCAGUUUUUAAGGCUUUGCUUCAUUUUUUUUACUGGGAUAUGCUACCUGACAUGGAAGAACUUACUGGUCUGAACUCGAAAUGGGCUUCUACAUUGAUGUCUCAGCAUCUGCUUGCAGCUUCGGAUCGGUAUGGUUUAGAGAGACUCAGGCUGCUUUGUGAGUCUAAUCUCUGUGAGGAUGUUGCCAUAAACACUAUAGCAACUACAUUAGCUUUGGCCGAGCAGCACCACUGUUUCCAGCUGAAAUCUGUUUGUCUGAAAUUUGUUUCAAUGCCUGAAAAUCUCAGAGCUGUGAUGCAGACAGAUGGCUUUGAAUAUUUGAGGGAAAGUUGCCCUUCUGUACUGACUGAACUGUUGGAGCACGUUGCUAGGAACAGUGAGCACUCUGUCAUAAUCAGCAAGCAUGGGAAUGAGGUUCUCCUUGAUGGUGGUGAUGUUAAUGGAAGGCGUGUGAAGCAAAGACUGUAGUAGAAACUACUACUGCCUUUUCUUGUAACUCUCUUGUAGCUCAAAAGGAAAUAGUUGCAGUAGAAAGUUUUUUCGGGGGGUUUAGAAACACUCUUCCAGUUCUCAACUUCUCAUUGUCAAUGUAAAUUCAGUGGUUUUCUUGGUGUACUUGGUCGACUUUGUAAUGCGAAACAGUGAGUCUCUUCUUGUAGUUUGCAUUCACCAUCCUUUUCGUA